This is a messenger RNA of Octodon degus (degu), 3066 nucleotides long. It is a transcript of the gene Prpf38b, whose product is annotated as pre-mRNA processing factor 38B. The transcript is spliced from 6 exons. Lineage: Eukaryota; Metazoa; Chordata; Mammalia; Rodentia; Octodontidae. The record is from RefSeq and is a predicted model, not a curated record. Gene Ontology annotation, cellular component: precatalytic spliceosome. Bases 281 to 1921 code for a protein of 546 amino acids.
AUCUUGGUCCCAGGGGCAGUUGGCGGAAGAGACCGCGCUCCCCGGACGCCGACUUGUCUUCUGGAGUUCUCCCUGGCCGCGUCUUGGCGUCUGCUCUCGGCUCGAGAUCCGUUUGCCGGCGUCCCGCUUGCCCUCCUCGCCUGGCCGGGGCGCAGCGGGGCGGCUCUUUCUCCUGACGGCGGUCCAUGGAGUAGCGUCCCGGACCGUUGUCCCGAAGAGCUAGAUCGAGCUGGGCCCCCUUCCCCCUCCCUUGUCCCUCCCUCCCUCCUUCCGCCGCAACAUGGCUAACAACAGCCCGGCGCUGACAGGCAACUCGCAGCCGCAGCACCAGGCGGCCGCGGCCGCGGCCCAGCAGCAGCAGCAGUGCGGCGGCGGGGGCGCCACCAAGCCGGCCGUCUCCGGCAAGCAGGGCAACGUGCUGCCGCUGUGGGGCAACGAGAAGACCAUGAACCUCAACCCCAUGAUCCUGACCAACAUCCUGUCGUCGCCGUACUUCAAAGUGCAGCUGUACGAGCUCAAGACCUACCACGAGGUGGUGGACGAGAUCUUCUUUAAGGUCACACAUGUUGAACCAUGGGAGAAAGGGAGCAGGAAAACAGCUGGCCAGACAGGGAUGUGCGGAGGGGUUCGAGGUGUUGGAACAGGAGGAAUUGUUUCUACUGCCUUUUGCCUAUUGUACAAAUUAUUUACUCUAAAGUUAACUCGUAAACAAGUGAUGGGUCUUAUAACACACACAGACUCUCCAUAUAUUAGAGCCCUUGGAUUUAUGUAUAUAAGGUAUACACAACCCCCUACAGACCUGUGGGACUGGUUUGAAUCCUUCCUCGAUGAUGAAGAGGACCUAGAUGUGAAGGCUGGUGGUGGCUGUGUGAUGACAAUCGGGGAGAUGCUGCGGUCUUUUCUCACAAAGCUCGAAUGGUUUUCUACCUUGUUCCCGAGAAUUCCAGUUCCAGUUCAGAAGAAUAUUGAUCAACAGAUUAAAAGUCGACCUAGGAAAAUCAAGAAAGAUGGCAAGGAAGGUGUUGAGGAAAUAGAAAGACAUGUUGAACGCAGACGUUCAAGAUCUCCCAGGAGGUCACUGAGUCCACGGCGGUCCCCAAGAAGAUCAAGAAGUAGAAGUCAUCAUCGAGAGGGCCAUGGGUCUUCUAGUUUUGACAGAGAAUUAGAAAGAGAGAAAGAACGUCAGCGACUAGAGCGUGAAGCCAAAGAAAGAGAGAAAGAAAGGCGAAGAUCCCGAAGUAUUGAUCGAGGGUUAGAUCGCAGACAUAGCAGGAGUAGAGAAAGGCAUAGAAGUCGCAGUCGAAGUCGUGAUAGAAAAGGGUAUAGAAGGGACAGGGAUCGGGAAAGAGAGAAAGAAAAUGAGAGAGGUAGAAGACGGGAUCGAGACUAUGAUAAGGAAAGAGGUAAUGACAGAGAAAAGGAAAGAGAUCGAUCAAGAGAACGGUCCAAGGAACAGAGAAGUAGGGGUGAAGUAGAGGAGAAGAAACAUAAAGAAGACAAAGAUGAUAGGAGGCAUAGAGAUGAAAAAAAAGAUUCCAAAAAGGAGAAAAAACACAGUAGAAGUAGAAGUAGAGAAAGGAAACAUAGAAGUAGGAGUAGAAGUAGAAAUGCAGGGAAACGAAGUAGAAGCAGGAGCAAAGAGAAAUCAAGUAAACAUAAAAAUGAAAGUAAAGAAAAAUCAAAUAAACGAAGUAGAAGUGGCAGUCAAGGAAGAACUGACAGUGUCGAAAAAUCAAAGAAACAGGAACAUACCCCCAACAAAGAAAAAUCUAGAAAGCGUAGCAGAAGCAAAGAACGAUCCCACAAACGAGAUCACAGUGAUAGUAAGGACCAGUCAGACAAACACGAGCGACGGAGGAGCCAAAGUAUAGACCGAGAGAGCCAAGAAAAACAGCAUAAAAACAAAGACGAGACUGUGUGAAGAUUUUUGUAAAAGUGGAUCAUAUUGAAUCCUAUGAAUGUUUGAUUAAAUCUGCUUUUUCUUUUUUCCAAGUUGAGAUUGUGCCGUAGUUACACACUCUUCAAGCUCCCUAUUUUAGGAUGCGUUUUCAUUCUUUUGUGUAGGGAAGUGCCUUUGUAAUCCCGUUUAUUGCAUUGAUGUUUCACCCAGAUGUUGAGUUUGCUACAUGAUGCACAGAUUGUUCUUGCAUUUUUAUUGUUUUUAAAAUGUACAGUCUGUACAUAUGUCCUGAAAAUGUUUUAAUUCUUUUGGCAUGGUUGCCAUGUUGGUUAAAUUUGUAUAAGGCAAUAAACUGCCACUAAUUCUAUUUUUGUUUUGUAGGUGUGGGGUUAUGGUUUGUUGUACUGAAGUUAGCAUGGCUGUGCUUUUCAUAAUAGAAUGCUAAAGACUUUAGGAAUGGAUCUUGGAUGUCUUACUAUAGGAGAAUUACGUGCUUUCGAUGUACAUGAAGGCAGCAGUUCUAGGAUUAACAUUCUUGUCCACUGUAUAUUAUCUUGAAAGGCUCUUGUUAAUAUGUUAUACUUAAUAUUCUCCACAGUUAACUUUAGAGAGAACUUACGAAACUUUACGGAUGCAGAGGUUUAAAUUAGGCUGUGAUUUGAUCAAAAGUCCUUUUAGCAUUCUACCUCAAAGGGACACUGUUAGUAUGCCUAAAUUUUAUUUAGUUUUCCCUUUUUUUAUUUGGAAAAACUACAUGACAUGUAAUUUUUUCGUUCUUGAAUUCUUCCUCAGAUUUUUAAAGUACUAUAUUAAAUGUCUAAAGCCUAGCAUUCUUGCAACAACCUAUACUAACGUAAUCGGGAGAGGGUGGGGCAGAUGAGUAGACGAACAGAUUCAAGCCUCAAGCUUCCAAAGCAUUUUUAUAAGUGGAAAUACCUAAAUUAUGAAACGGCUUGAUAGAGUGUCCUUUUUUUUAAAUUCAAAACUUUUUUUGAUAAUGAAGGUUGCUGUUUGAGUUUUUAAACUUACUCUAGUCAAGUAUUAAAAGUAAUGCUAUGCUGCAUUAUUUAAGACUAUCAGCAAAUUAUUUGAUAGAUUGUUCUUAUGACUUGUAUUCUGAUGACAGAACCAUCAUGAGUGUGGAAUAAAUACUGGAUUAAAUCCUU